Molecule: messenger RNA, 921 nt
Organism: Oryza sativa Japonica Group (Japanese rice)
Lineage: Eukaryota; Viridiplantae; Streptophyta; Magnoliopsida; Poales; Poaceae
Biological process (GO): dolichol-linked oligosaccharide biosynthetic process
Cellular component (GO): UDP-N-acetylglucosamine transferase complex
Molecular function (GO): hexosyltransferase activity
Source: RefSeq, a predicted model, not a curated record
GCCCAUGUAUCCCCCCCAGCUCGGCAUAGACUUCCGUCGUCUCCUCCUCGUGAGCUCGCCCCUGCGCCGCCUGCGCCGAUCUCCAUCCCGCGAGCGAGCAGGGGCGCCCGGCGCUGGCGCCGUCGUUCGUCCUGUUGCUUCCGCCCGCAUCCUGACAGUGCUCGUUUCAGAAUAAAUGGGAGAUAGGGAAAGACGAACUGUGUUUGUCACAGUAGGGACCACGUGUUUUGAUGCUCUUGUCAAGGCAGUAGAUUCCCCGCAAGUCAAAGAAGCUCUACUGGAAAAAGGUUAUACUGAUCUAAUAAUUCAAAUGGGCCGAGGUACAUAUGUUCCAUCUAAGGUCUCAGGAGAUGGAACUCUUCAAGUUGAUUAUUUCACUUUUUCGCCAAGCAUUGCUGAUUAUAUAAGGGAUGCUUCCCUGGUCAUCAGUCAUGCAGGUUCAGGAAGCAUAUUCGAGACGUUGCGACAUGGCAAACCUCUAAUUGUUGUUGUAAAUGAGGAUUUGAUGGACAAUCAUCAGAGUGAGUUAGCAGAGGAACUGGCUACAAGGAAACACCUCUUCUGUGCAAGCCCACAAACACUAGGAGAGACGAUCCAGGAAAUGGACAUAGAGACUCUCAACCCUUAUGUGCCAGGGGAUGCCAAACCAGUUGUAUCGCUGAUUAACAAGUUUUUUGGCUUCCCAGAUGACUGAUUUUUUUUUUCUUAUUCCCGCCUUUUCUGUUGUAAGAAAAUGAAGUCACAUAUGGAAGAGGUAGCUGACAAAAGUGAAGUUUCAUAGUGGCAUGUCACAUGCAAGCCUAUACCCAACCAUUUUGGUAUGAUUCCAACUCACCAAGUGUAAUCCGAGAGAACUCUUUGAAUUGUUUGAAAACGGAGGAAAUGCAUCUUAAACUCCAUUGUUAAGCCAUUGGGUGCGAA